Molecule: messenger RNA, 1129 nt
Organism: Cuscuta campestris
Lineage: Eukaryota; Viridiplantae; Streptophyta; Magnoliopsida; Solanales; Convolvulaceae
Source: the annotation of a GenBank genome assembly
CGACAAGUCCUCAACAGUGAGUAGCUUGACUACUUUGAUGAUGGAUGGUGGAAAUGAAGAAGUGAAUGAGCCUCUAAAAAUCACCCCUUUGAAGACUCUGAUUGAUACAACUAAGCCUGGGACAUAUUGGAUUCUUGGUGAGAUUUCAUAUCUUGAAAAUACACCAGAUUGGUGUUACUUGGGGUGCACUGAAUGCAACAAGAAGGUUAUACCUGAUGGUUCCCAAUUUACAUGAUCGGGAUGUGAUCUUAGGAUGCCGCAUGGGGUUUACAAGUUUAAAGCUAAUGUCCACGUUUUUGACAUCACCGGUCAUGCCUCUUUUAUGCUUUGGGACCGAGAGUGCAAAGACAUUUUGGGUGGGAGUGCCCUUCUUGUAAGAGAGAUGAUGCUUGAGAGAAAGAUGGACCCAAAUUUGUUCCCGGAAGAGCUGAACCAUUUAAAUGGGAGAAAAGGUUUGUUUAAUGUUGUUGUCAAGUCCGAGUGGGGUAGUCCUCAUUGGAACGGUCCCAGAACUUUUGGGGUACGGUCUUUUGUUUCGGAUCCAAGAAUUCUCAAGAAGUAUGAACAUGUUUUGGACAUUGUUGAUGAUGACUCAAAGGAAGAUGUUGAUUUGUGGAAUUCUCUUGAAGAUCUUAGUCAAAAAGUUGAAACAGUGAUUGGAUCAAACAACCCAAGUUCUAGCCAAGGCGAGGCGACUUCACGGAGGAAGAUGGAUGCUAUUGAAGGGAAUGAUCCGGUUAAGAGACAACUUCUUGACGAGCUCUCAACAACAACUUCCAAGAAGAAGGUGAAAAGGGAGCAUUUGGAAAAAUGAAUGUUUGGAAAUCUGUACUGAUUGAAACCCAUGGGGAAGAACAUGAUUUGGUUUUUUGUCUUUUUUGCACAUUCCUGGACUUUGUCCAGUUAUCCUAUGGGGUUUAGACAAUUUCUGAAAUAUUUGUGGCAUAUCCAGUUUGUUAUCUGGAUAUUAUAUUAUGUUGAUUUUAAUAUUUUGCUACGAUGGGACCAAAACAUGUUUGGGAAGAAUGUUGGGAAUUCAUGGCCGAUGAUAUACUACAUCGCCAACGUUGUCUUCUAAGUCAUCAAGGUUUGACCUUAACCGAGGAUCAAAUCAAGAAUUAUGCCUUGA